GCUUCCUCCCGCCAACCCGCCCCGCCGGCCGGGGCGCACGCAGCCACCGGGCCCUGGGGAGCGAGCGAGUCUCCACGCCGCCCGGGACCUGGAGCCGGGAGGGCCGCGCCGCCGCUGCCGCCGCCGCCGCCUCCUUCCGCCGGCCAUGCAUUCUUCCGGCUCCCGCAGCCCGGGCUGGGUCCCGGCCUGCCCAAGGCAGCCGCGAGGGGACUAGGGCGCCCGCGCGCCCGCUCGCGCCGCGCCUCGGGCCGCCUGGGCCGCCGCAGCCGCGUCCAUGACCGCGACCCCCGGGCCAGGGACUCCCGCCGCCGCCGCCGCCGCCGGCCCUCGGCCCUGUCGCCGCUCGCCGCUCGCGCCCACUGAGAAAGACAGGACCGACGCCAAUGUAAGAAUGGCCGUGACCGUGGAAGAAGCUCCGUGGCUGGGCUGGAUUGUAGCGAAAGCCCUGAUGAGAUUUGCCUUCAUGGUCGCCAACAACCUGGUCGCUAUUCCAUCCUACAUCUGCUAUGUAAUUAUACUGCAGCCACUCCGAGUGCUGGACAGUAAGCGCUUCUGGUAUAUCGAAGGACUCAUGUACAAAUGGCUUUUAGGAAUGGUGGCUUCCUGGGGCUGGUAUGCUGGAUACACAGUGAUGGAAUGGGGGGAAGAUAUUAAAGCAAUCGCUAAAGAUGAAGCAGUGAUGUUGGUGAACCACCAGGCAACUGGAGAUGUGUGUACAUUGAUGAUGUGCCUACAGGAUAAAGGACCGGUUGUCGCUCAGAUGAUGUGGCUGAUGGAUCAUAUUUUCAAGUAUACAAACUUUGGAAUUGUUUCUCUUAUUCAUGGAGACUUCUUUAUAAGACAGGGAAGAGCCUACCGCGACCAACAGCUGCUGGUUCUCAAGAAGCACCUUGAACAUAAUUACAGGAGCAGAGAUCGAAAAUGGAUCGUUUUGUUUCCGGAAGGGGGCUUCCUCAGGAAGAGGCGAGAAACAAGCCAGGCAUUUGCCAAGAAAAAUAACUUGCCAUUUCUUACACAUGUCACUUUGCCAAGGUUUGGGGCAACAAACAUUAUUUUGAAGGCACUUGUAGCACGGCAGGAAAAUGGAAGCCCAGCAGGAGGAGACGCUAGAGGCUUAGAAUGCAAAUCAAGAGGCCUCCAGUGGAUAAUAGAUACAACCAUAGCUUAUCCCAAAGCUGAACCAAUAGACAUUCAGACCUGGAUCCUGGGGUACAGGAAACCAACAGUCACUCAUGUCCAUUACAGGAUUUUCCCAAUUGGAGAUGUGCCCUUGGAGACCGAGGACCUCACCAGCUGGCUCUAUCAGCGCUUUAUUGAGAAGGAGGACCUCCUGUCCCAUUUUUAUAAGACAGGAGCCUUUCCUCCUCCCCAGGGCCAGAAGGAAGCUGUGUGCAGAGAGAUGACCCUCAGCAACAUGUGGAUAUUCCUCAUCCAGUCCUUUGCGUUUUUGUCAGGCUAUCUGUGGUACCACAUCAUUCAGUAUUUUUACCAUUGUCUAUUUUAGGAAUUGACUUGGACUUGCUACAUAGGAGUUCAGACUUCUUCAUACAUGUGCAUUAUUUUACAUGUGCAAAUCAAAAUAUAUAAAAAGAAAAGGAAAUUCAAUGGAUGGAUUAAUGUUUAUCCCCCUUUGGGAUAUUUUAAAACUCUACUACAAUGAGGAUCAGUAAUACAAUGAUGUGCUAAUAUAUUUUAAGAACUUUUUUGUGUUUUAAAGAGAUACACUCUACCAUACAUUUACGCAAGCAUCACACUGGGAGAAGAGGAAAUGAUAAAAUCCUAGAAGACUCGGAAAGAAACUCUCGCCACCAGAUGCACUUAGUCAGCCCCUGUGACCUGCUUGUGACCUUUAGUUCAGGUUCAGAAGCUAUGCUCCUCUUUCCUAGGACAGAGCGCCACAACAUUAAUGUGUCUACCCUUCAUGCUGAGGUACUGGUAGCCUGGAGAGCUGGUGGGCACAUCCUGAGGAGUGGCCUCACCAUCUAGCAACCCUGGCUAAGGUGCAGCGUUGGCAUUCUCUGUGGGGAGCAGUGUCCACUGUCCACAUGACAUCACUGUGUCCCUUGAAAGGCUAGCUCAGCCCAGUACCAUGUUUACAUGUGCUAGUGCUUUCCCUCAGCAGAGGAGAGCACCCACUUUCUCUUUUGUAUAGAAAGCAUAUCAUAGAAGGAUAAUUGUAUUUUACAAGAUGCACUUUUAUCAGAUGCAAAUAUAGCAAAGGAUAGUAACCUAGCCUGAAGCAAAGGGAAGCCUCAUCCGUGAGCAGGCUCCCAGGAGGCUUUCCUGUCUGUGCUUGCCCAUGAUGCUCUAGUACCACCUCCAUCGGCCACCUCCCUGAACCCACUCCCGUUCUGGUAGCUGGAUCCCCUCCCUCUGAUUUUGAUAUCAUAGUACCAAGUGUAUUUGGGGGCGGUUAAAGCAAAUUAACAUAAAACAUUUAAAUGACCAGUUUCAGGGAACUAGAGUAGCUUAUUAGGAAAUAAGAGGUAGAACCAGAUGUUGGCUUGCAAUAUUGACAAGGCUUCUUGUGGGCCCUGGGGUCUGUAUGUUCUGUCAUUAUGUCAAGCAGCUGCCUCUCUCAGGGUGGCAGGACCUGGAGACAGCAGCUCAAAAACACUUCCCAGUCUCUUCCAGUCGUCUUCUAAGAGGGCAAAGCCAAGCAAGUUUCUGUUCAUCGUAGAAACCUUUUGAAAGAUUUGUCCUUUUGUUCAUGUGAUUUACCUCACAGGAGAACCAGACUUUACAAAAAUCAGUGUUGAGACAGAGGAUGGGUUUGGUUUAGGACAGUGAAACUCCUAAGCUUGAAAAACAGUAAGUCAGCAGUAGUUUUCUGUGGCAUGAACGAACACUAGAUUCCCCUAUUGUUACUAACAACACAAAUAACAAUUCUGAGAAAUAGGUUGUAAAACAAAAAUAAAGACUAAUGUUUUCUGUUUUCAAAUAAACCAAAAAGAGAAAAAGGAAAGAUGUGAAUUUUCCCCAGUUGUACAGGAACAGUUGACCAACACCAAAUAAAAGCCCAUAGUAGCUUCAUCUUUAGCAAACCCCAAGCACGUACAGAAGAGAGAGACGUUACCUGAAAUACCUCACUGGUACCACACCACUGCUGGUAAACUGAAGAAGGCAUUUGAUUUGUUAGCAGUUGUUAUAAAAACCUAAGCACUUUACUCUGGUUAGCAGGGACAGUGAAUAAGGGAAAGCAGUCUCAAUCCAGAAACGAGGGGAAGCCAGAGAGAAGCUACGCAGUGCCUCUGUUGAGGCCCAGGAAAAACUGUUCAGUUUCAGGAUGAAUUGAAUUGAGACAUUAGUUGAUUGUCUGGGGGAGAAGUUGCUCAUUGUCAAGUAUAGCAUGUAGUCCUAGCUAGCAGACCCAUUUCCUCAUUGCAAAGCAAGCCACAGGCUACAGUGGCCAGUUCCUAUAAGGAUGUAUAUAUCCAUAUAUGUGCGUACACAGAAAUGUGACUGGCCCACUUUUACCACUGCUGUGCUCCAGAGGAACAUGACAGUUAAGUAUAUGUACAUGCUGAGUUCACUCUUCUAAGAUGUGUUACUUUCAAAUGCAGUUUUGUUUCCACAGUCUCUAGAGUGACAAUAACUGUAGACUUGUGAACUGACUUCUGAUAGUAGAGAUGAGCUAUAAAUAGAUGUGCUUGGUCUGUCUAUCCCACACCUCUCCAGUUCAACAUGUCUUCUGUGUACAAACAAUCAGACAUGUUUGUUGAGAGUAUUGGCAGUGCUUCCUUGUCAUAGCUGGAGUCCACCUGCUUAUACUAGGGAACUGGAAGAGAGAAUAAAUAGGUGUUCUUUAUGGCCAUCUCAGGAAGCCACACAAUGCCAUUGUAGAGAGCUGGAUAGAACUCCCCAUUUGUAUUUAGUGUGGAAAGUGGGAUGCAAGGAAGUUAUUGAUUGUAUUAAGUCGGGGGGCAGGGGGAGGUAAGCAAAGCCAUGCCAGUUUACACCGGCGUCCUUUAGGACUGCAGCUCUUUUUGCCCUCAGCUGCAUUGCCUGGCUUCCUACCACACACAGGCUGGGCGACAGGUGGGACCAAGCGACAGCUCACCUCACUUCAGAAAGGGCUGUGUGCGAUGACAGAGAAGCCUGUGAGCAGAGGAGGCAGGAACAGCAAGAACGCCUGUGAGCAGAGGAAGCAGGAACAGCAAGAACGGAAUGAAACUUGAACAGAUAAACAAGUUAGACGGGAAUUUAAUAGGAAGGUUGAAAUUAAUAGCUGUGGGUUCAGAUCUGUCAUGUGAUUAGUUCUUAAUUUCCUACAGUAAGAAACUAGGGAAUACUGAAGUCAUCAAUUACAGGGUAGUUAAUCCAGUAUUAAGUCAUAGGAAGCCAAAAAUUCAGUUUUCUGAAGGAAUUUCUGAUUUUUUAAUUCUCAUUGAACUUUUCCUUCUGAGGAUGCUUACUACUUUAAACGUUGGCUUUAGUUCUUUCCCUGACUAAUUUCUGUCUGUGCAUUAUGCCUGUGUUAAUGGGUAGUUAAGUAACAAGAAGUCAAGACUACAAGCAAGAGGAGAAACACCAAAGCCAGCGGGCUUAACCUGAGGACUGCAAAAGACAAAAGUUGGUGCAGCUGUAAUUGUCCCAGAGGUAGAGUCCUAAGUCAGCCAUUGUGGCCCUCGGGUGCAGCUGUCACGUUGCUGAGGAUGCUCUCUCACUCACGCCUUGUGGAUUCCUUCUCAUUAAUUUGUCUUAGUGAUGUAUUUUGACAAUCGGUACCUUAAAGACUUGCUCAACUAGUUGUUCCUAGUUAUAAUCACAGAGAAUAGUCUUUGAUCAUAGGUUGUCUUCUGUAUCUUGAGUAUGUUUUAAAAGAAAAUGUUUGUUUGCAUUACCGAAUAGGAAGGGUUAACUGAUCUUUUCUGUGGUUUUUUGUCCUUUUCUUUGAAGUCACUACACAACAAUGAACACAGGAUAUCACUCAAAAGUUGCCAUUACAAAAAGUGUAUUCGGCUCUGGUUCAAAAGGAUGAAUGGUAAUGGCCUUUGAUGGGAAUUUUGCCCUCCAAGUGCUCUGGGCCUUAUAGCUAUCAGCAGGCAAGAGAGAGGCAGAUGAGACUGUGUAGCAGGUGUGCUAGUUCCCGGCAUGAGGGUAGAGACUAAUGUGUUUGGGACCAAAAGCACCUAAGUUGGGAAUUUCUGGAUCACAUAAGAGCCUGGGGUGCUCUGAAGCAGCCACUGGCUGGUGCUGGUUGAUGUCAUGUUGCACCAGCUCUCAGUAAUCUCAAAGUGGGCUCUGAGACUACUCUGCAAGUUCCCAGCUGUUGGGGGAGAAGGGCUAUGGUCAAAUGAAAGAUGCACUGUGGAGUUUUCUGCAGAAAUUCCAUCUGAGAAUUUUUACAUUUAAUAUUUUUUUUUAAACAAUCUAAAGAGCAAAAAAAAAUGUACGUGUAUUCUAGUUGCAAAGUAUGCAAAUGCUUCAGAUGGCUUUGUUUUUAUUGUGUAAAACUGUUGAACACAACUGUGGUGCACAAAUUCUUUCCAUGUAAGGAGUCUAUGCAUUUUACAGGAACAUAUCUUAUGAUUGGGUAAUGAGACAGUUAUACAUUCAACUGCCAUUAUUUUUAUUAAGUGCUUUCACUUUCUUUACAGUUAUUACAAAGUUAUAUUUAUUUUCUACAGAUGGGUUUCUGUUUUCAUGAUGCUGUAAUGUUUACUUCAGCUUGUUGAGCUUUCUUUGUGAUCUGCAUGUCACAAUGUGUGCUCUAAGGUGACUGUCAAUGCUGUGACAACUGUAACUUGCUUUGUAAAGGGCUGGUCACCUGUGGAUCUGGUUUAUGAAUGCAUCGGGAUGAUUUUACCAGAUCACCUUUUCAGAAAUUUAGAUGUUGUAAACACCAAAAGAAGCAUUUUCUCAGCAAAAAUUAAUAGCUGGUUCUAUUUUUUUUAAAUGUAGAGAAAAUAAAGUUGAUUUCCUUUUUUCCAAAAACAAUGCUUUUAAUUCUUACUAAUGGGGGUGGGUGUCUGCUGGGCGGAGCCCCUCAGCACUCACUGCUGUGGCACGUGCCCAGAGCUCGGCAUUCAUGACCGGUGAGGAAAACCACCCGGUUCCUUCUUUGCUUACAAAGGCUUGCUCCUUCCUCCAGUCUUCUCAUUUGGUAUGAGCUCUUGGGAAAAUUUAUGUAAAUGUACAUCCAUGUAUAAUAUAUUUUGCUGAUAACAUAUUUAAUGCAAUUAGCAAAUAAUAAAAUAUAAGUAAUUGAUCCUUACAAUAUAAUUAUCAUUGCUGAACCCUCGGAGCCAACCUGUGACAAUAUCAACCAUGAUUGCUAGCAUUAUGCCCUGAUAAACUAACCAUCUCCAGAUAAACUCAUUUAGUCUAGUGUAUGAUUUAUAGUAAACGCUUACCCUUGUACAGAAUCUCCUUUUAGUCUCAGCAUUAAUUGGAAGUUUAGAUAAUUUAUUUUUAAUCCUAUUAAACCCUAGAAUUAAAUGAUCAGCUCUUAGAGACAAGCUGGAGCUACCGUCAUCACCACAGUCCUGGUCUUUGUGUUUUGAUUUGUUUUAAUUACUAGUGUUGAAUAAAAUUCUCAGAAUUGAUUUGCUCACUGGUCCAAGAAAACUCCUAUCAUUGGCCUUUGCGGGUUUUAAAAUGGAAAAGGACUGAGAGCACAUUGAGCGAGGGAGCGCUCUAUCCUGGAAAGUCUAAGGAGAUCAGGGGCACAGGGCCGGUACGCUGCGUUCUCAGAGCUGAGUAAAUGUGUACACCUAUACUGAGAUUUUUUUUUUUCUUAACAUUAAAAACAUUGAUGGUUUAGUCAUUUGUUUGUAGAAUGUUUGACCCAUUUUGAAAACUUUUAAUGUGUUAAAAUGUCUUGCACAAUCCUACCAAAUAAGUUGAAUAGUUACAGUUGAGUCUACCUCUUCUUUUCUUGGCUGGAUUUAGGCUGCUGGUUGGGUGAGGCUGCGGCUUUAUUUCCCCUCUACAGUACUUUAUGUGGGAGACAGAUCUAGGGCCUGGAAGCAGACUUGAAGCGUUUUGAGAUCUGUUGCUGACCAGCCCUCUUCCCCGAGAGUCUGGGGAAAGCCAUUGUUUUUAAUGCCCACUUAAUAUGAAAAUGUUUGUUUUAAAAAAUGUUUCUUGCUGGUGAAAAAUGUAUUUUUAAAACGAAAAACCAAAUCCUCUUUUGGUCUGAGAAGUCAGCUGUAUGAGCAGGUGUGACCGUAUCAUAACAUGCUGAUGUCAUAGAAAUCAAUAAAUUUUUACCUCUCAGGAA
Messenger RNA from Mus musculus (house mouse), 7225 nucleotides. RefSeq names its product lysophosphatidylglycerol acyltransferase 1 (gene Lpgat1). NCBI's taxonomy places the organism in Eukaryota, Metazoa, Chordata, Mammalia, Rodentia, Muridae. Gene Ontology annotation, cellular component: endoplasmic reticulum membrane; cytoplasm. The transcript has 9 exons. The record is from RefSeq and is marked validated. Gene Ontology annotation, biological process: positive regulation of fatty acid biosynthetic process. Gene Ontology annotation, molecular function: 2-acylglycerophosphocholine O-acyltransferase activity; acyltransferase activity; lysophospholipid acyltransferase activity. The coding region runs from base 275 to 1504 and encodes 409 amino acids.